This is a messenger RNA of Saccharomyces paradoxus, 1191 nucleotides long. RefSeq names its product Cdc73p (gene CDC73). Bases 1 to 1191 code for a protein of 396 amino acids. The record is from RefSeq and is a predicted model, not a curated record. Lineage: Eukaryota; Fungi; Ascomycota; Saccharomycetes; Saccharomycetales; Saccharomycetaceae. Gene Ontology annotation, molecular function: RNA polymerase II complex binding. The transcript has a single exon. Gene Ontology annotation, cellular component: Cdc73/Paf1 complex. Gene Ontology annotation, biological process: transcription elongation by RNA polymerase II; positive regulation of transcription elongation by RNA polymerase II.
AUGGCAAGUUCAUUGGAGAGACUGAGAGAGCACUUAAAGAAAGGCGAUAAACUGACUCUAAAAAAUAGUGAGGGGCAGACUACCGACGAUAUUACGAAAGCAACAGUGGUAGAAACUUCGUCCAGUGAUGGUAUUACUCAAGAUAGUUUUCCAUUAAAUGAAGAAACAGAAAUUGAGAUUGAUGGAUCACUGGUACAAUUGCGAAUAAUCGUUCAUUGUUGGAUGAACAAGGACUCAAGUGCUGCAGACUAUGUAGCAGACUGUCAGAAUAAGCAAUUAACUAAUGUUUCGUUCUUGCAAAGGACUGAUUUAAUAAAUUGGCUAUCUGGGAAUACGGAAUCGUCUCAAUAUCUGAAAGCACCGGGUCAGAAUGGUCAAACUUCCGAUAAAGUAAAUACAGCGGAUAAUGAAACUAAAUCUUCGACUGAUGGAUUGUCGAGGGCAAAAUCAACUGCUGCAGGGACUGUUGAAAAUGAUCUUGAAGUGUCCGAUCCAGUUGUAGUGGAAACAAUGAAACAUGAACGUGUAUUGGUGGACCACAACUCUGCACUGCGCGGUGCUAAGCCGAUCAAUUUUGGUUAUCUAAUAAAAGAUGCGGAACUAAAAUUAGUACAAUCGAUCAAAGGAUCUUUACGAGGAUCUAAAUUGCCUCCCGGUCAUAAGGGCGCACACGGCCGUAUUUCUAAAACAAAUGGUUUACCUGGUGGUCCUCGCAAAGAUCCGAUCAUUUUGAUUCCUUCAGCUGCAUCUUCAAUUUUAACUGUCGCAAAUAUAAAACAGUUUCUGCUGGAGUCAAAAUACGUGAAUCCCCGUAAUUUGCCAUCAGUGCCAAAUGGAUUAGUAAACAUAGAGAAAAACUUUGAACGUAUAUCGAGACCACUUAGGUUUAUCAUAGUCGAUAAUACGAGGAUGUUUACUAAGCCAGAAUAUUGGGACAGAGUUGUGGCUAUCUUCACUACGGGCCAUACGUGGCAAUUUAAUAACUAUCAAUGGAAUUCGCCACAAGAAUUAUUUCAACGCUGCAAAGGCUAUUAUUUCCAUUUCGCUGGUGAUUCUGUGCCACAACACGUGCAGCAAUGGAACGUGGAAAAGGUCGAACUUGACAAAAAUAAAAGAUUUAAAGAUGUGGAAGUCGUCCGUUAUUUCUGGCAUAGCUUAGAAAAGGAACUUAUUUCAAGAGGAUAUCGUUGA